AGACUUAUUCUUAAAAAUCGACCUGCCGUAAAUGAAUACUUGGCACCUGUCCUCGCUUGGUACGCAGGUGUGGUGAGUGAAACUGAGGCAGCGAGGUGACCCUUUAGUAUCGCGCCGGUAUCUGUCGGUGGUGGAUCACUGCAAGGUUUCCAGCGACACUACAAGCAAAGGCCAGACGAGGACGUUACCCGCCCCUCUCUCUCCUUUCCUACGCCAGGAAACUAGAACCGCCGCCCUAACAUGACGGGCUCCAGCAGAGAGACGCUGGCCAUGGAGAUGAAUCAGUCCGCAGCCUCCGUGUCCUUCGGCAAGAGAGACGGAUGCUACGUGAACAGGAGCGUGGCGGUGAUCCUCGGGCUCCUCUUCGUCAGCGCAACAGUGGCUACAGGGCUCCUCGUGUAUUACUACGCGCCGCAGGUCAGGGAGGCCGGAGAUCCGCUGAACCUCGCCAGAACCUCGUUAGCCACGGAACGCCCCAUGGUUCCUACCACGCCCAUGUCCCCAGCAGCAGAAGACAAGGAGAAAAUCGACGUGAGGCUUCCUCGUUCCGUGAAGCCCCUCCAUUACAAGGUGAAACUCCAGCCUCUAAUCAACGGGAGAGGCAGUUCUACAUCGCGGAACUCGGAGAAGACCUGGAAGCAGGCAAGAAAUACGUCAUCUCUAUGGAAUUCGAGGGCUAUUUGAACGACCAGCUUCAUGGCUUCUAUAGGUCGACUUACAAAACUGAGGACGGAAGCGACAGCACGUGCUGUUCAGAGUGUGGGCACGCCAAGCUGCCAUCGAGCAAGCCGACUACGCCUUGACAACAGGACCUGACAUCCUUACCUUCUUUGAGGGUUAUUUCGACGUGCCCUUCCCUCUUCCCAAGCAGGACAUGAUCGCCAUUCCGGACUUCUCUGCGGGAGCCAUGGAGAACUGGGGCCUCAUCACCUACAGAGAAACGGCCAUGCUCUACGACCCUGCAGUCUCGGCUGCGUCCAACAAGCAGCGAGUGGUGGUGGUGGUAGCUGUGCUUCUAUUAUUCGCAUGAUGAACCACUUCUUGACGGAGGCCACCUUCAGGAAGGGCCUCUCCAAUUACCUUACGGACCUGAAAUACCAGAACGCAGAGCAAGACGACCUCUGGCAGUACCUGACGACAGCAGCCCACGAAGACAACACACUCCCCGCAGACGUCAGUGUCAGCCAGGUAUCCUACGACACGGCACUGAGCGUGAAUGCUUACCUGGGCAAGGAGGUGGAAUACGUCCCUUGGAAUUCCGCCCUGGACAACCUAGCUUAUCUGGAAAACAUGUUUACUCGGUCUAGUGGCUACGGCGAUCUGAAGAGCUACCUGCUUGACAUCCUGAUUCCCCUCUACAACUCCGUGGGCUUUGACGAUAACCUGAAUGACCCUCACUUGGAUCAGUUCAAGCGUGUCAAGGCUUUAACGUGGGCGUGCAAUCUCGGCUACAAAGACUGCGUGGAUAAGUCUCAAGGUCUCUUCAAUUCUUGGGUGCUUAACCCUUCCAACACCAGCUAUGGCUCAGGUUUAUUCGCCAUCGCCCGGAUUAUCAAGGCAGCCACUAUAUCCUUUAACACGAAGCUGGAAUUGGCGGAG
Penaeus monodon (black tiger shrimp) is the source of this 1599-nucleotide messenger RNA. Its product is annotated as aminopeptidase N-like. NCBI's taxonomy places the organism in Eukaryota, Metazoa, Arthropoda, Malacostraca, Decapoda, Penaeidae. The record is from RefSeq and is a predicted model, not a curated record. Gene Ontology annotation, cellular component: cytoplasm. Gene Ontology annotation, biological process: peptide catabolic process; proteolysis. Gene Ontology annotation, molecular function: metalloaminopeptidase activity; peptide binding; zinc ion binding.